Molecule: messenger RNA, 1347 nt
Organism: Necator americanus (New World hookworm)
Lineage: Eukaryota; Metazoa; Nematoda; Chromadorea; Rhabditida; Ancylostomatidae
Exons: 12
Coding region: 1-1347 (448 amino acids)
Biological process (GO): DNA replication, removal of RNA primer
Molecular function (GO): RNA-DNA hybrid ribonuclease activity; nucleic acid binding
Source: RefSeq, a predicted model, not a curated record
AUGUGGAAUGUUGCCGCAGGAAAACCAUUCACAUUACAGAAACUGACUCAAUUUCGAAUUCUAUCAAUUACCACUUUAUCAGGAAGACUCCCGAAACUAACCCAGUGCAGUACUAAAAACUUGAUAGUUAACAAAUACAACCUUCAAACAUUACAUCAAAGAGCAAUAGCUGGUCGGUCAUCUUCUUCAUCAACUCCGCCAUCGCGUUCGCGGGAUUCGAUAUACUCACAAACAAAUACAUCAUUCCAAUACUCUGGCUCGAGAACAGGACGAACCUCAUCAUGUGACCCAUCUGGAAGCUCACUGCAUUCGCUGUCCAUGUCUUCGAAAAACUUGAAAGGAAAAAACUCUGGAACAACGUCUCUCUUCGUGGACGCCUCUUCACUCGAAUAUGUUGGAUCAAGUAGCCGCGCAACUACUCGGGAGUCUCACGAUUCAAAAAGUGGGCAUGGAAGCAUAACCGAAAGCUACUCCGAUGAUUCCAGUGGUGAUUCCGGAUACAGCAGUCGACCACACCCUUAUCGACGAAGUCGAUGGGACAAUUUUUAUGAUGGAAGAAACUCGUACGCAGAAUUUGAAUCAGCAGAAUCUCCUAAAGCUAGAGUGAAAAUUGCAAGAACAGUUUCGGUAGAACAUCGAGGUAAUCCAAGUCUUUUAAAUUAUGAGAAAGAAUUUACGGAACUCAAGCGCGAUAAAUCUCCUUGUAAAGAAUGGAAUAAACGUUUCCCAGAAGGAACGAUAGUGGUAUACACAGACGGAUCGUGCAUCGACAACAGAGCAUCUGGGUUCGGUGUGUAUUUCGGACCCGACCACGAACUAAAUAGGUCGGAACGUAUCAUUGGCCCAAUACAUAAUAGUGGCCUAGCCGAAAUUUUGGGCGCACAGACAGCAUUAAGAUCAUUGCGGAACUGGCGAGGAUACAAGAAUGAGUCUGUCAUCCUGCGAACAGACUUCCUUCCGCUGGUGCAAGCAAUGAACGAAAGUGUCAACGAUGGAAGGUUCGGGAACGAAAUAGAGGAAGUACGUAGUUUGGCAGAGAGCUUCCCUCGGGGAGUGCAAUUCGAACAUGUCUAUGCGCACGAUGGCGACCCUGGUAACGAGCAGGCAGAUACAUUGGCUCGGAUCGCGACAGCGGAUGCUAGACGUGCGUGUUCUGCAAGUGCUUCAAGAUGGCGUUAUGUUCCAGGAGCGGGAGGAAGAGAAAGGUCGAGAAGUAGGAACCUGAGGUUUCGUUCACGUAAUAGAUCACGUAGCGCAAGUUGGGACAGAAACCGAGCUCGAUCUCGCCAUAACAACCGGGAUCACAUUAGAAGCCAUAGUGCAUUUGUUGCUGGGAGACGACGCUGA